AUGCUUCAUACCUUUCCUUCCUCUACUAGUGCCGCGCCCAUGACCCCCAUAGCCGUCAACCCCGCCGCCGCCGAGGCGAGCCCCUCGCCGCCGACGCCGGACUCCUCUCGGCCCCGCAUCCUCGUCCCCGAGAAGCUGUCCCCGGACGGCCUCGCCCUGCUCACCCCGCACUUUGACGUCGACGUCCGCCAGGGCGUCAGCGCGGACGAGCUGCUCGGCAUCAUCCCGGGCUACCAGGGCCUGCUCGUGCGCUCCGAGACAAAGGUGACGGCCGAGGUGCUGCGCGCGGGCGCCAAGCUCAAGGUCGUCGCGCGCGCGGGCGUCGGCGUCGACAACAUUGACGUGCCCGCCGCCACGGCCCAGGGCGUCAUCGUCAUCAACUCGCCCGCCGGCAACAUUGUCGCCGCCGCCGAGCACACCGUCGCGCUGCUGCUGGCCACGGCGCGCAACGUCGGCCGCGCCGACAACAGCAUCAAGGAGGGCCGCUGGGAGCGCAGCCAGCUCGUCGGCGUCGAGGUCGGGCGCAAGACGCUGGGCAUUGUCGGGCUGGGGAAGGUCGGCCUGCAUGUUGCGCGCAUGGCCAAGGGGCUGGGCAUGACGGUCAUUGCGGUCGACCCGUAUGCGAACCCGGACAUGGCCAAGCAGGCAGGCGUCGAGCUGUAUCCGAGCUUGCAAGAUAUGCUGCCGGUUUUGGACUUUUUGACGAUUCACACGCCGCUGCUGGCGACUACCAUGGACCUCAUUGGCGAGACUGAGUUCAAGACUAUGAAAAAGACGGCGCGCGUCCUUAAUGUCGCGCGUGGAGGUGUCUACAACGAAGCUGCCCUUCUCCAGGCUCUGGAGGAAGGCUGGAUCGCCGGCGCAGGCCUCGACGUCUUCACCUCUGAGCCUCCCGCGGCCGACUCUGUCGCCUCGCGUCUCACCAAGCACCCCAAGGUCGUCGCCACGCCGCACCUGGGCGCCUCGACCGUCGAGGCGCAGGAGAACGUGUCCAUGGACGUGUGCACGCAGGCGCUCGAGAUCCUCCGCGGCGGCCUGCCUACCAGCGCCGUCAACGCGCCCAUCAUCCUCCCCGAGCAGUACCGCAAGCUGCAGCCGUCGGUGUCGCUCGUCGAGAAGAUGGGCAAGCUGUACUCGCAGCACUUUGCGCGCAACAAGAUCAACAUGGUCGGCGGCCGCCGCUUCGAGCUCGUCUACCACGGCGAGCUCGCCGGCCUGCCCAACACCAAGCCGCUGCUGGCCGCGCUGGUCAAGGGCCUCGUCGCCUCCUUCAGCGACUCCAUCGUCAACAUUGUCAACGCCACGCAGAUUGCCAAGGAAAAGGGCCUCACCAUCAGCGAGACGCACGCGCACGGCUCGGGCACGAACCAGACCUACGCCAACCUCGUCACCCUCAAGUCCUAUCCCAGCAGCAGCGGCGGCGGCUCAAACACCAAGAGCGCCCAGGUCAUCGAGGGCUACGCCGCCAACAAGCGGCUCUACAUCUCCCGCCUCGACCGCUUCAACGCGACCUUCAACCCCGAGGGCACGCUCAUCAUCCUGCACAACUACGACGAGCCAGGCAAGAUUGGCGGCGUCGGCACCGUCCUCGGCUCGCACGGCAUCAACAUCCGCUUCAUGCAGGUCGCGGCGCUGAGCGCAGAGUUCAGAGGCGACUGGACACCGCCGACGGACGACGGCCUGCUGCAACCGAGCCGCUCGCAGGACUCGCUGGCGGACGCGGGCCACGGCCAGCAGCAGCAGGCUGGCGACGAGGCGCUCAUGAUUCUGGGCAUCGCGGGCACGGUGGACAAGAAGGUCAUGGACGACCUGCAGCAGGCGGAGGGCGUGUUGGACGUAAGUGUGGUAACGUUGUGA
Molecule: messenger RNA, 1857 nt
Organism: Akanthomyces muscarius
Lineage: Eukaryota; Fungi; Ascomycota; Sordariomycetes; Hypocreales; Cordycipitaceae
Exons: 1
Coding region: 1-1857 (618 amino acids)
Biological process (GO): L-serine biosynthetic process
Molecular function (GO): NAD binding; phosphoglycerate dehydrogenase activity
Source: RefSeq, a predicted model, not a curated record